Molecule: messenger RNA, 2421 nt
Organism: Parnassius mnemosyne (clouded apollo)
Lineage: Eukaryota; Metazoa; Arthropoda; Insecta; Lepidoptera; Papilionidae
Source: the annotation of a GenBank genome assembly
AUGUGUGGAGACUUUAAUAUCAAUCUCCUUGAAACUUCUUCCAUUAGUAUUAAGUUUAGCUCAUUGUUUAAAUCGUAUAAUCUUGUAAAUUUAUUCUUAGAACCAACACGUAUUGCUGGGCCUAGUGCGACCUGUAUAGAUAACAUUUUUACAGAUGUUAAGCCCUUGCAUAAAUCAAUUAUUCAAAAUUUAAGUUCAGAUCACUGUGGACAGUUAGUAUCACUACCUUACAUACACAAAAAACAGAAAAAUAAGAAAGUUGUGUUUGUUCCAAUAAAUGAACAUCGCUUGGAGAGGUUUAGAAGUAAUAUAAUAAAAAGACUUCCAUCACUUUCGUUUAAAAAUAGUGCUAAUUAUUUGUAUGCUACAUUAUUUGAAAUUAUACGUUGUGAAUUUAGUAGAAUAUUUACUUCUAAAACUUUCUCUUUUAACAGUCGCAAAUCAUUUAAUGAAUGGGCGACAGUAGGAAUUUAUAAAAGUAGGCGAAGGUUAUACGAGCUUUAUGAUGAAAGAUCAUAUAAUAGUAGUGUUAUAUUUAGAGAUUAUGUAAAAACAUAUUCUAAAAUAUUUAAAAAAGUGUGCUCCACUGCUAAGGCUUUACAUUUAAGCAACAAAAUUAAAACUGCAUCCGACAAAAUUAAAAUGACCUGGAGAAUAAUAAAUAGUGAAACGGGCAAGGUCAAACCGCGCAACUCGGUUUUUCAAUUGAAUAUUAACAAUAAUUUAACGCGAUCUGAUCAAGAAGUUGCUAUGGCUUUUGAGAAACAUUUUACUGAUGUUCCUUUUUUGACAACAAAAUCAUUAAAUUCUUCUCCUACUGUCGCCGAAUCAUUGCUCAAACAAAAUGUAAAGGCUUGUUCAAAUACUUUUAAAUUCCAUAGGGUACUGCCAAAAGAUAUCGUUAAAUAUUUUAAAACUAUUGAUGUUAAGAAAACGGCAGACUUAUGGGGGAUUUCCGUUAAAGUUAUUUUAUCUAUAAUAGAUACAUUAGCACCUUAUCUAGCCACUAUAUUUAAUAUAAGCGUCGAAUCUGGUGUGUUUCCUGAUUUAAUGAAACAUAGUAAAGUCAUACCUAUAUUUAAAUCUGGUAGUACAUUAGACCCCGCAAAUUUUAGACCAAUUUCUGUACUACCAACAUUAAGUAAAAUUUUUGAAAAAAUUAUUUUAGAUCAGAUGUUAAGUUUCUUUACUAUUAAUAAAUUGCUACAUAAUAAUCAAUUCGGUUUUACAAGGGGUCGCUCGACAACUGACGCUGGAGUUGAGCUUAUUAAACAUAUUUUUUGUGCAUGGGAGAAUUCAGAGGAUGCUUUGGGUAUAUUUUGUGACCUUUCCAAGGCCUUCGACUGUGUUCACCAUGAGACAUUAAUCAGGAAGCUACAGUACUAUGGUGUCAAGAACACAGCGCUUAAACUUAUUAUUUCAUAUUUAAGUAAUAGAAAACAGAAGGUUAUUAUCAAUGGUAAAAGUUCUUCCGGGUCACCUGUACUAAUGGGUGUACCUCAGGGCUCGAUUCUCGGCCCAUUCCUGUUUCUGGUGUAUAUUAAUGACUUACCUCACCUUGUAGGGGAUAGUCAUGAUAUAGUAUUAUUUGCUGAUGAUACUUCCUUGAUUUUUAAACUUAAACGUCAAUCAUUUAAAUGUGACGAAGUGAAUAAUGCUAUAUCAAAAUUAGUGCAUUGGUUUAACGUUAAUAAUCUGCAUUUGAACGGAAAUAAAACUAAUUGUGUUAAAUUUACAACAACGAAUGUUCAAAAUCUGAACACCAAUGUGUUUUUAAAUGGGGAGGAAUUGAGCCCUGUUGUAUCCACUGUUUUUCUUGGCAUCACUCUUGACGCAAAGCUCCAGUGGGGCCCCCAUAUAUCCAAAUUAGCAAGCAGACUAAGUUCUGCAGCCUAUGCUGUAAAAAAGAUAAGAGGUCUCACUAGUGUCGAGACAGCUAGAUUAGUUUAUUUUAGUUAUUUUCAUAGCAUAAUGUCUUAUGGGAUUUUGCUAUGGGGAAAUGCGGCUGAUUCAGAAACUAUUUUUGUUUUACAGAAGAGGGCCAUUAGAGCUAUUUACAAUCUAAAACCGAGAGAGUCUCUUAGAGAUAAAUUCAAAGAAAUUAAUAUAUUAACUUUGGCCUCUCAGUAUAUUUACGAAAAUUUAAUGUAUGUUCACAAAAACAAAGAUAGUUUUAGUAAAAGAAGUGAUAUACAUUCUGUAAACACUAGGAACAAACACAAGCUAGUGAUACCAGUUUCUCGACUCCACAGAGUCAGUAAUUCAUUCUUGGGGCAAUGUAUACGCUAUUACAACAAGGUCCCGGAAAGUGUACAGGUUCUCUCUAUUACCAAGUUUAAAUGUUUUAUUAAGCUGAAACUGUAUAAAAAGGGUUAUUAUAGUAUAAAUGAAUACAUGGUUGAUAAUAACCCCUGGGAAUGA